Diceros bicornis minor is the source of this 3848-nucleotide messenger RNA. RefSeq names its product homeostatic iron regulator (gene HFE). Bases 177 to 1352 code for a protein of 391 amino acids. NCBI's taxonomy places the organism in Eukaryota, Metazoa, Chordata, Mammalia, Perissodactyla, Rhinocerotidae. The record is from RefSeq and is a predicted model, not a curated record. Gene Ontology annotation, molecular function: transferrin receptor binding. The transcript has 6 exons. Gene Ontology annotation, cellular component: external side of plasma membrane. Gene Ontology annotation, biological process: antigen processing and presentation of endogenous peptide antigen via MHC class I via ER pathway, TAP-independent; positive regulation of T cell mediated cytotoxicity; antigen processing and presentation of endogenous peptide antigen via MHC class Ib.
GAGACCCAUUUCUUUUCACCAGUGGCCCGGAAAAGGAUCCCACUGGCCAGGAAGUUUUUUCUGAGAUUUCCCCGAGCCUCGGCAAUGGCUGCAGAGUGACUUCUUGGGUCACUCCUAUUUCCCCGCCCCACCGAAGCAGCUGACGCGGGCCAGCACCCGCGGUCCGAGCCGGGGAAAUGGGCCCGCGAGCCCGACCCGCGCUCUUCUUCCUGAUCCUCCUGCGGACCGUGGCCGCGCAGGGGCGACCACCGCGGUCACACUCUCUGCGCUACCUCUUCAUGGGUGCCUCAGAGCGGGACCACGGCCUGCCCCUGUUUGAAGCCUUGGGCUAUGUGGAUGACGAGCUUUUCGUGGCCUACAAUCACGAGAGUCGCCGUGCAGAGUCCCGUGCCCAGUGGGUCUUGGGUGAGGCCCACAGCCAGCUGUGGCUGCAACUGACUCAGAGCCUGAAAGGGUGGGAUCACAUGUUCAUCGUCGACUUCUGGACCAUCAUGGACAACCACAACCACAGCAAGGUAAUGAAGCUGGGGAUGUUGCCAGAGUCCCACACCCUGCAGGUGAUCCUGGGCUGUGAGGUGCAAGAGGACAACAGUACCAGGGGUUUCUGGAAGUACGGGUACGAUGGGCAGGACCAUCUUGAAUUCUGCCCUGAGACACUGGAUUGGAGAGCAGCAGAGUCCAGGGCCCUGACCACCAAGCUGGAGUGGGAAGUGAACAAGAUUCGGGCCAAGCAGAACAGAGCCUAUCUCGAGAGGGACUGCCCUGAGCAGCUUCAGUGGUUGCUGGAGCUGGGGAGAGGGGUUCUGGACCAGCAAGGGUAUCAUCUUCCUCCAACCCAUAGAGGAAGGGAAGUGAAAGUUCUGGUCUUCCUGGCAAGGGUAGAAAGAUCCUCUUUCCAGAUCCUUCCUCCUUCCUGUCCAGUGCCUCCUUUGGUGAAGGUGACUCAUCAUGUGGCCUCUGCAGUGACCACUCUACGGUGUCAGGCUCUGAACUUCUACCCCCAGAACAUCACCAUGAGGUGGUUGAAGGACAGGAAGCCAGUGGAUGUCAAGGACGCCGAGUCUAAGGAUGUGCUGCCCAGCGGGGACGGGACCUACCAGAGCUGGGAGGCUUUGGCCGUGCCCCCUGGGGAAGAGCAGAGAUAUACCUGCCAGGUGGAGCACCCAGGCCUGGAUCAGCCCCUCACUGCCACCUGGGAGCCCUCACUUUCUAACACCCUCGUCACUGGAGUCAUCAGUGGGAUUGCUGUUUGUGUCAUCAUCUUCUUCAUUGGAAUUUUGUUCAGAAUCUUAAGGAAAAGACAAGCUUCAAGAGGAGCCAUGGGGGACUACGUCUUAGCUGAAUGUGAGUGACGCACAGCCUGCAGAGUCCUUGUGGGGAGGACACAUAAUUGGAGACUCAGAGAGGGUGCACUUGCGGCAUUCUUUGUGUUUCAGGACAGAGUUGAACCUAACAAAUGGGAACUGUCCCAGGAGGUCUCUGCUCUUAGCCUUCCCUGUUCACUCUCAAAAAGUUCCCUCCAUUUAAGUUUUUGCCUUUCCUACGUUAAGUUAUGCUAAGGACCCCCAGCUGUGACCUCUCCUCCAGAACUGGCUCUCAUGGAUCUCAAGCUGCAUCUAGAGCCUGCUUUAAUUUCCUGCAUCAUCUCAGACUCCAUACACCGACAUCAUCUCAUCUCCUAUCUCUGGAAUAGGGCUCCUUAAAUUUGGGGACUUUUUUUACAUCUGAGAAAAGCUAUGAACCUUCUCCUUGGGACAUACACUCUGAUACCCCUACCAGAAUUGUGCACACACAUCCAGGCAUUUCCUAGACUCACUCAAGUUUCCUUUUAAUCCUCUCUCUCUCUAUUAUCCAAUAACUCAUCUGUCACCAAGCCCUGUGGUUUCUUCCAUCAGAGGGUGAUCUGGGCGUUGUAUAGCUGUGAAGGCUGUGCACUACACAGCUAAGGAUGCACCUUUCUCAGAAAAGGGAUCAUGGGUGUUUGUGUGUUUUAUAAUAGUUUUCCAGAAAGCGAGUGGGAAUUGUCCUGAGGAGGGUGUCUUUUUCUAAUUUGCACAAAGGUGUCACAUAAGUUUCCUUAGAUUAAUGAGCCUGCAUUUACAAUGUCUCUCUGGUAUGCCAGACUGGAAUUAGCACAGUAAUUUUCUACUUGGUCUCUGCUGACCCUUUCUCCUUGUUCUGAUAAUGAAAACGAUAAUAUGGAUGAUGAUCAUAAUAAUAAGGUAGCCGACACUUAUUUAAAAAAAGCACUUACUUGGUGCCAGAUUUAGUUCUAAGCACCUAAUUCUCACAAUACUUCUUUGAUGUAAGUACAGAUCUUGCUUGACUUAUGAUGGGUUUACAACCCAAUAAACCCAUCAUUAAGUUGAAAAUAUCCUAAGUCAAAAAUGCAUUUAAUACACCUAACCUCCUCAACAUUGUAGCUUAGCCUAGCUUACCUUAAACAUGCUCACAAUACUUACAUUAGUUUAUAGUUGGGCAUAACUAUCUAACACGAAGGCUAUUCUAUAAUAAAGUGUUGAAUAGCUCAUGUAAUGUAUUGAAUACUGUACUGAAAGCGAAAAACAGAAUGGGUGCAGAAUGGUUGUAAGUGUAUGGGUUGUUCACCCUCGUGAUCGCGGGGCUGACUGGGAGCUGCGGCUCACAGCAUCGGGAGAGAGGAUCGUACCACACAUCGCUAGCCUGGGAAAGGAUGAAGUACGGUUUCUACAGAAUGCAUAUUGCUUUUGCACCAUCGUAAAAUCAAAAAAUCAUAAUUUGAACCAUCACAAGUCAGUGACCUUCUGUACUAUUAUCCUCGUUUUUGUUUUUUAGAUGAAGAAAGUGAAGUAUAGACUAUCUCUCAGCUUGCCAGGGAUAGAGACAGGUUUCAAACUUAGUCAGUGUGACUCUUUGAUCCGUGUCACACACCACCGCAUUCAGAGGGUUUAGAUGCGUGGAGUAAACGGAGAAGGAAGGAGAUGGCUAUGGAGAAGUCUCUUCUUUUGUCUUUAUUCUCAGUGAGUUUGACCCAAAUGAAGGGAAAACAGCAGAAAACAAUCUCAGCCAUGUUUCCAUUCAAAGUUCCUGUGGGAAGAACCUCAGAAUGUGCCUCCCUUACUCCUCUGUUGCCACCACCAGCCUGCUCUCUCUGGCAUCUCUCUUAGGCCUCAGGCCAGGACUGUGAUUGGUGGUGUCAGUUAGUGGCUGUGUUGGACCUCACAGCGUCCUCCCUCCACCAGUGCCUCUGCAGUCAGAACCCUGGUGGCAUUUGCCUCGAUGAAUUGGAGCAAGCUUUCUCAUAUUAAAGAUGGAAAAACGGAAGCCACCAAGUGGCCUGGAGGGUACCCCAGGCAUGUUCCUGGGUUCCCUGGUAGUCUGGCUUUCAUCCCCAGCUGUGCAAAUUUAAAAAAAUUAAUCUAACUAGGUCAUUCAGGAAUUAGUGGAUUUGGGGAAAGUAAUUCAUCUGAUCACAUUCAAAAGAAUACUAAUCUACAUACCCAGAUGGCACGUGUUGACUUUAUGCUGCUCCAUACAUCUGGCUGCGUAACUGGUACAAGACAUUGUGUUUUGGAGGGCAGAUGCCUCAAGAGACCAAAUACAAUUCGAAAGUUUGUUUGGUACAUCUUGAAUUUGGGCAAAGAGAUCAACUAUUUUUUUAAACUUUUCUUUUUUUCUGGUUACAAAAGUUAAGUGGAUAAAAAUACAUGUAAUUUGUGCUUACUGUAGAAAAGUUGAAAAUGAAUUCAAUUGAAAUUUAUUCCAUUAACCAGUGAUAAACUCUAUUAACAAUUUGUGUGUUUCCUCUCAGUAUUAUUUCUAUAUUAAAAUAUAGAAAAUUAACAAAUACAUAUAUUUUAAUAAAUGCA